AUGAAUGUUUCUAUUUACAACUGUGCUCUCAACAUAAAAAAAAAAAAAGAGGAAAAAAAAAUUGUGAACGUUCUCCCCUCGUUUUUGUGUGUCUCAAUUCUCGAGGAUUUGCGUUCAAUAAAAAAAGAGGUGAGAGAAAGGGAGAGGAAAAAAAAAUCACUUGGUGAUGACCUCCCAAAAUGUGUCGCUGAGGAGCGGAGGUGGAGGGGACCCUCCCAGGGCUGCGUGUCCCCGUGCGGCGCUUCGGGUGCGCAGCGGACACCGCAGUGCGGAGCUCCGAGGCUCCUCCGCCCGGGGUCCGUUCCGCGGCGGUGGCGGAGGGAGAGGCGGUCGGGAGCGGCCCCGGCGCUGGGGAUGGAGAAGAAAGUUUGGAGGAUUCGUUUGGAGCCGAAGGAGGGGGCGAGCGGCGGAGAGCCGUCGGGUAAAAACCAUCAUCGUCAUCGUCAGAUUAAUAAAAAGGAUCCGCAAACAGAAAAGAGUAAGAGUUGGAGCCUCACGUCCCUGCAACAGGUUUCUCCUUUUGCAAACUUAAUGCACAGCGCUGGGGAAGGGACCUCGGGAACGUCCCCGGAGCGCAGGAACGGGGCUGUGAGACGGGAGGGAGCGCCCACGGAUCCCGACCCCAUAGGGGAGGGGGCAGCGGGCAGAGCCCGGCUCGGGGCUGCCGCAGGAGAUGAGCUCCGAAAUACAUCUGAAUUUCUCGUUAUUUCUCCUCCUCCUCCUUUUUUGGAGCCGCUUUGGGCGAUGCCGUGCGAGGGGCGCGCAGCGUGCAGCGCUCCAAGGGACGGGAGGCGGCGACUUCGUGAAGUCCCACCGAUAUUUCUGUCGGCUUUUCGGGUGUGCGGGCGCCCGCCAGGAGCUUCGCCACCUCCGCCAUGGGAACGGUGGGCCUCCACCCGAAGGGAGGACGGAGGGGGCGGCCGGCACUGAAAGCCCGCUGAGAGUCGGGACGGGGAGAGGCGGCCCCGAGGUCCUUACAGGGGGAUUUUGGAGGAAGGCACUCAGCCCUGCGUGUGCCACGGGCAGAGCUCCCACCUGUCCUCACCCGCGGCGAGCGCAGCGGGAGGAGAACGCAGCUGUGCGAGCGGGGAAAU
Molecule: messenger RNA, 1094 nt
Organism: Gallus gallus (chicken)
Lineage: Eukaryota; Metazoa; Chordata; Aves; Galliformes; Phasianidae
Exons: 1
Coding region: 1-930 (309 amino acids)
Source: RefSeq, a predicted model, not a curated record